Labeo rohita (rohu) is the source of this 3187-nucleotide messenger RNA. RefSeq names its product phosphotriesterase related (gene pter). The transcript has 5 exons. Gene Ontology annotation, biological process: catabolic process. The record is from RefSeq and is a predicted model, not a curated record. Lineage: Eukaryota; Metazoa; Chordata; Actinopteri; Cypriniformes; Cyprinidae. The coding region runs from base 193 to 1272 and encodes 359 amino acids. Gene Ontology annotation, molecular function: zinc ion binding.
CUAUUUCAUUAUAUUUAAUUUAAAUUGAUUCAAUUGAUUAAGUUAAUUGAUUUAACUGUUUUGCUUUGAACACUUUAGUUUACUGUGUUUAAAUCGUAAUGUUGCGGUAACAUCAAGUCUCGCGAUAUCUACAUUAACUCGCGAGAGCCUGUUAGUACGGUGUCAGUGCUGCAAAUUGGAAGUUGAACUUGCAUGCAGUUUGCAGGACAGGAUCUCAGAACCAUGCCUGAACAGAGCGGUAAGGUCCAGACGGUGCUGGGUCUGAUAGAGCCCGAUCAGCUGGGCCGCACCAUGACCCACGAACACCUUACGAUGACGUUUGAGUGCAGCCAUGUUCCUGUUGCACCUGGAGACGAGAGUCUUGCUACAGCUCCCAUUGAGAUGAAGCAUCUUCACUGGUUGCAGCAGAAUCCAUACAGCCACAAUGAGAACCUGCUGUUGAAUCAUGAGAUCGAAGCAGUGAAGGAAGAGCUGUUGUGUUACCGUAAGGCAGGAGGAGGAUCCAUUGUGGAGAACACCACCACUGGCAUCACUCGAAAUCUACCUGCUCUGCGGCAGCUGGCUAAAGACACAGGUGUGCAUAUCAUAGCCGGAGCGGGGUACUAUGUGGACGUGACCCACUCUGAUGAGACAAGAAAGAUGACUGUUGAGAAGCUAACUGAUAUCAUUGUCAGUGAGGUGCUCAGUGGAGCAGAUGGUACAGAUAUCCGCUGUGGUGUGAUUGGAGAGAUCGGUACUGGCUGGCCAAUCACCGACAGUGAGAAGAAGGUCCUGCAAGCCACCGCUCAUGCUCAGACUCAGCUCGGCUGCCCGGUUAUCAUCCACCCCGGACGGAACAGUGCCGCUCCUGGGGAAGUCAUACGCAUUCUGCAAGAAGCAGGUGCAGAUAUCUCUAAAACAGUCAUGUCUCAUCUAGACAGGACCAUAUUUGAUCGGCAAGAGUUACUGGAGUUUGCAAAGAAGGGGAGCUACCUUGAAUAUGACCUCUUUGGCACAGAGAUGCUGAAUUACCCGUUCAACCUUGAUGUUGACAUGCCCAGCGACAGCCAGAGAGUUCAGGUCUUGGCUUUCCUGAUCAAGGAAGGUUAUGAAGACAGAAUCCUCAUUGCCCACGAUAUCCACACCAAGCACCGACUGACCAAGUAUGGCGGACAUGGCUACUGCCACAUUCUGAAGAAUAUUGUUCCCAAAAUGCUGUCUCGAGGUAUCACUCAGAACCAGGUGGACAAAAUACUGAUAGAGAAUCCUAAACAAUGGCUGACUUUCAAAUAAACCAGCUGCCUUAAAAAUUUACUUCCUCAAGUUAACAUACCAAAAACGAAUCUAAUUUUUCUGGUUAGGAACACUGUUGUCCAGAUUUUGGUGCUAAAUUCCUUGCUUUGGUGAAUGUUAAUUCAUGUACUCUCUUUAAAAAAAAAAAAAAAAAUUCUCAAGGGGGCAUUAUUUUGCUAAUACGAGGAACAUUUUUUAAUAAUCUAACUUUUUUCUCUAUUAAGAAGCUUUUGUGCAGUCAAAUGAACCAUUGAUGCCAAAUAAAAACUUUAUUUUUAAGAGUGUUAGAUAGCAGAGUUAAGACUCAUAGCUCACAUGUUAAGUUUAACACUAAUUAGACUCUUCUUUAAUGUCUUUUUUUAGUCAUUGGGCUUAAAUAUAAAAAUCAAAUAUUCACCCAAUCUUCAAUGGGUCAAAGUUCUCUCACCACAAGAAAUUAUAUAUAAUGUUAUAUAAAAACAUGGAAAAGAGGUGCUUUUUACUUUCAUUGGAUGAACAGUUAAGCCAUAGAUGAUUUAAAAAAAAGUGGAACAGUAGUAAGUCUGAUGAAGUGUCCUAACUACAUUAGUUACUAAUUAGCCCAUGCAAAACAUUUUUUUUUAAUCUAUCACACAUUGUGAUAGUUUGCAAAAUUUGCUUUCUGACAUUGUGUAGCUGCAAACAUCUCAAAGAAUUAAUGGCAAUAAAAGGUUGAACAUGCAAUAGCCCCUUUACAACAAUUGACUGUUAGUACUGAAGUGACCGUAUGCCUAAAAGUAAGAUUGCUUGCUGUACACGUUUGCUUUGGCAAGCCUGAUGUUCCAUAGCGCAUCUGAUAAUUUGAAGGCAUGCGUUCUGACAGGUCAUUGGGUAGGACGGAGAGAUGAGUUUCUCUGGAGCAGGUGGCCGCUCACAGUGACUUCUCUAGUAAAAUAAUGACACUGUCAGGUGCUCUGUUCUUGUGUAACACCAAGAUGAUGUUAAAAGAACAUGCGGAGUCAUCCAUAAUUUACCUAGAAGAUGAUGGCAUGUUAAUUCAUCUUGUCCAAUUUCAUUUUAUGUAUUUUUUUCCUAGCAGUUAGCUUACAAAACUGAUUUCCCUUUUUAAUAUAUAGAUUUAGGUAAAGACUACCAUUUUACAGUCGAUGACAAAAACGUUUAUGCAUUUUAUACGUUUGUGCAUUUUAAUGUGUUUGAAAGACAAAAGCCUUCCAAAGACAGAAAUACAUGGUAUUUAUAAAUAACCUACAUAGUGGUAAUACAAAUAAAAACCAGUGUGUUCAUCAGUAGCUGAUGCUGUUGAAACCCCUCUGAAAUCUGAAAUCAGUGGUCAAAUGUGAUGCCACCUGAAUAAUGACUGAUCUUUCUGUUUAUGUGCACAAAACCUUAAGACUUUUUGAAUGUAUAUUUGCAGUAAGCUAUUUUAGAAAGGAAGUUUUUAAAGAUGAAGAAGAAAAAAUACAUGUAAUCAUGUAAUCCAUAAAAAAGUAACUGUAGUUUGAUUACGAGUAUUUUAAAAUCGAAUUUAAUCUAAUUACAGGUACUUCACUUUUUGGAAUCGGAUUACAUAAUCCAGAUUACAUGUAAUCAGUUACUACCCAGCUCUGUGCAAUAUAUUUGUAGAGCUUUUAGUUUCAUAGCAAAUUUAUACACGCAUGCAAAUCAUACAAUAUAUUUUAUUAUAUUCACAAUUUUUGAUGACACUGCACAUACCAGACAGUGAUAAUACUUUUAAAUGAAAACAUUUAUAUAAAACGGUACAGAAUUGUGGCUUGAAUGUGAAUGUGAAUGUGAAGAAAUGUCAUCUGAACUAUAUUUCCGGGCUAAUGGUGCUCUGUAACAGCCUCUUCAGAUCAGCCAUGUGUCAGUGUAAAGUAGGCACAUAUGGAAUGGAAUGAUGCCAAAUGAUCUCUCAAUAAAUAUACUACAAUCAUCA